Momordica charantia (bitter melon) is the source of this 3431-nucleotide messenger RNA. RefSeq lists its product as uncharacterized. NCBI's taxonomy places the organism in Eukaryota, Viridiplantae, Streptophyta, Magnoliopsida, Cucurbitales, Cucurbitaceae. The record is from RefSeq and is a predicted model, not a curated record.
GACAGAAAAAACCACGCAGCCGAAUUCCACAGAGAGAACUCAAAAACUGGAGUGGGGGCUUAUUUAACUUCCCUUCUUCCCCCCAAAAAUUUUCGCUUUUCCCGCGGCACUUUCCCUCUCCUCUCUCUUCUCUCUCUCUCUCCCACUGCCCAUGGAAUUUUCAACUCUCGAUAUGGAAUUGACGCAUUUAGAUUCUUUGCUCUCAUGGACGUUGUAGCUCCAACCCCUUUGAUUAAGAUGCUAGCACGCCAUUAACACUCCAUUUGCUUAUUCAACUGAUUCACUUCGCUAUGCUGGUUGAAACUAUCUUCAUUUGAUAUUGAUGGACUGUCAGCAGCAUGAGUAGAAAAAUAUGUUAUUACAGCUUGUUCUGUGUUUGAAAAUUUAAAUGGUUAAUACUUGAACGUGGUAGUAAUGGAGUGCAACAAGGAAGAGGCCGUCAAGGCUAUGCAAAUUGCUGAGAAGAAGCUGGAAAACAGUGAUUAUAUUGGGGCGAGGAAGAUGGCUCAGACAGCACAUAGACUCUUUCCUACCCUUGAAAACAUUACUCAAUUGCUAACAGUAUGUGAGAUUCACUGUUCAGCACAGAAUAGAAUAUAUGGAUCUGAAAAUGACUGGUAUGGGAUUCUUCAGAUUGAACAAUCAGCAGAUGAAACAACUAUAAAAAAGCAAUACAGGAAGCUUGCAUUGUUACUGCACCCAGAUAAGAACAAGUUUGCUGGUGCAGAAGCAGCUUUCAAACUAGUUGGUGAAGCCAAUAGAUUGCUUUCUGAUAAGUCAAAACGAAGGUUAUAUGACAUGAAGUAUGGAGUUGCAAGAAGAAAUAUUGCACCUUCCAAGCCAUCUCAUGAUCAGCCAAAUGGAUAUGCAACUGUCAACAAGCAAGCCAGUGCAACUGCGAAUGGUUUCUCGAAUGUUCCUUACUCAAAUUUCCCUGGGAGUAAUUCUUUUAAACCACCACAAAUGCAGGCUUUCUGGACUUGCUGCCCAUUUUGUAAUGUGAGGUAUCAGUAUCUAAAAUGUUAUCUAAACAAGAUGUUGCGUUGCCAGAAUUGUGGUAGAGGCUUCAUCUCUCAUGAUCUGAAUAACCCAACUGGGCCUCCAACAUUCCACCAAGGUCAUGUCCCUCAGAAGAAAGUAGCUCCUGAGUCAGGACCUUCAAAAUCUGCUGCACAAAGCAAACGUUGUUCUGAUAAGAAAUCCCAGGAUAGUUCUGCCAGAGUUGAUCGAGUGCCAAGCGCAAGUAACACUGCUGGGAAUGAUUUGAAAGCUAAAUCUGGAAAAAAACAGAAGGCAGAUGGGGAUGUGAAAUAUGGACAAAGCAAUGGUGUUAAGCCUAAAUCAGAUGCAGAGAUGAAUGGGAAAGAAAAUUCCAGGUCUGAUGCAGCAACGGGCAUGAAAAAAGGAGUGCCUAAGAGUGAAAAUAAGAAGAGACAACGUAAGUCAGCCAACAACUCUGAAAAUUCCAUAGAAGAUGAAGAUGACAGUAUAUCUGAGGAGCCCAGCCUGAGCAGAAACAAUUGUCAAAGGAGAUCUUCAAGGAACAAGAAGCAUGUUUCCUACAUGAAAUAUUUAAGUGAUGAUGAUGAUAAUUUACAGAGUCCAAAGAAGUCUAGGGGCGGUGUGUCAUCCACUGACUUGAAAGAGAAAAUGAAAGAUGCUACUUCAGAUGCUGCAGCAUCCAAAGUUGGCAACUCUUCGGUUCUUCAUGAUACUGUUGAUGGUCAUAAAAAGGACAUCAAGUUAGAAGUACCUGCUCCCCAUUCGGAAGUGUUGCCUAACACAAAUCCUAAAUAUGAGAAAUUGAAGGUAAUGAGAGAAGGAACAAACAUAUCAGAUAAAAAUGACAAAAAAUCUGAAGUUGAGGAUGUUGAUGCGGAGAGAAGCAAUGUGAAAGAAGUACAUGUUUUGGUGUGUGAUGAUCCUGAAUUUAGUGAUUUUGAUCAGUAUAAGGGGGAAAAUUGUUUUGCUGUUAAUCAGGUAUGGGCUAUAUAUGAUUCCACAUGUGGCAUGCCAAGAUUUUAUGCCCGCAUUAAAAAAGUGUUCUCCCCUGAAUUCAAGCUCCAGAUUACUUGGUUUGAACCAGAUCCCGAUGACAAAGAUGAAAUUGAUUGGUGCGAUGCAGAAUUGCCAGUUGCAUGUGGCAAGUAUACACUAGGAGGCACCGAGGAAACUGUUGAUCUUCCCAUGUUCUCUCAUUUGAUACAUUGCCCGAAACGUGGACCGAGGCGUGCUUAUUUGAUGUAUCCAAGAAAAGGAGAAACUUGGGCUCUUUUUAAGAACUGGGAUAUUAGAUGGAGCUCUGACCCAGAAAACCAUGCAAGUUUUGAAUAUGAAUUUGUUGAAAUCUUGUCAGAUUUUGUCGAGGAUGCUGGCAUCUCGGUUGCUUACAUGGACAAGGUCCAAGGGUUUGUCUGCUUGUUUCAGACUACUGAGGAGCAUAAGCUCAGCUCCUUUCAGAUUCCACCUAAACAUUUGUACAGAUUUUCUCAUCAAAUUCCUUCAUUUAGAAUGACUGGGAAGGAAAGAAAAGGUGUUCCAAAAGGAUCAUUCGAAUUAGAUCCUUCCGCUCUACCAGCCAAUAUUAAUGACCAUGAUGAUCUUAAUAAUGUCAAUGGAGAGACUGAUGAUCGUAAAUCCAAUGAAACGGAAGUAGAAGUGACAAGCUUUGAAAAUAAUCCGGCUGCAAAUGUUCAGAAGAAGAGUAACCCAAAGAAGAGUAUUCCAAGAAGUGAGGAUUUGAUUCUACGAAGAUCUCCAAGAAAGUCACACCCGUCCGAAAAUGGCGCUCAGGUAAACACAGUGCCUGAAGAUGAUGGAAGUAAAGAUGCAAGUCAAAAGGGCCUAUCGACACAGAAGGAUGGAAGUAAAGAUGCAAGUCAGAAGGGCCUAUCGACACAGAAGGAAGGCAGCACGAUUCAUACAGAUGAAGGAAUAAACACUCCGAAGAAACAUGGCAAGAACGGCAUUGAGAGAGAAACAAUGAUACUUAGAAAAUCACCUAGAGAUUUGAACAAGAAAAAUGCAGGAAAGCGUCUGUCGAUGUGUUUCUGAGUUUCGAAGAUUCUUGCUGAAGAAGACAUUGACUGUGCUCAUGCCUCUUACAGUGGAAGGUCGAGAGGCUCAGGCUGUUUGGUGGGGCUUCAUUUCUAAUUUCUUGGUUCUGAUUUGAAAAUUGAUCUGCAAAAAGCAGGAUUUGUAAAGUUGAUUCUCCAACAUUUUAGUGUUAGGAGUAGGGUUAUGUUAUAGAGAGAGGGCUUCAUCUGCCAUGUUUGCUCUUUGAGAGGAUUAUCAUGUUAAAUGGAUUUUGGGAUGAAAAUGUUGAUGGAUGGAGAGGGAAAAGCCUUUUGAUAUGUAACCACUAAAUUUGAUCUGAGUUCUGAUCUUCUUUAUUGAUUAUCAUACAUCGACUUGAUUGUUGGAGUUAUUUC